This is a messenger RNA of Microdochium trichocladiopsis, 933 nucleotides long. Its product is annotated as translation initiation factor 2, alpha subunit. Gene Ontology annotation, molecular function: translation initiation factor activity; RNA binding; ribosome binding. Gene Ontology annotation, cellular component: eukaryotic 48S preinitiation complex; multi-eIF complex; eukaryotic translation initiation factor 2 complex. Lineage: Eukaryota; Fungi; Ascomycota; Sordariomycetes; Xylariales; Microdochiaceae. The coding region runs from base 1 to 933 and encodes 310 amino acids. The transcript has 4 exons. The record is from RefSeq and is a predicted model, not a curated record.
AUGUCGUUAACCAACUGCCGCUUCUACGAGGAGAAGUAUCCGGAGAUCGAUAGCUUCGUCAUGGUCAAUGUCAAGCAGAUCGCCGAUAUGGGUGCCUACGUAAAACUGCUCGAGUACGACAACAUCGACGGCAUGAUUUUGCUCUCCGAACUUUCGAGACGUCGUAUCAGAUCCAUUCAGAAGCUCAUCAGAGUCGGUCGCAACGAAGUCGUCGUCGUUCUCAGAGUCGACAAGGAGAAGGGUUACAUUGAUCUGUCAAAGCGCCGUGUGUCCCCCGAGGAUAUCGUCAAGUGUGAGGAGCGCUACAACAAGAGCAAGAUGGUCCACUCCAUCAUGCGCCACGUUGCUGAGAAGGUCAACACCCCCAUCGAGUCGCUGUACGAGAGCAUAGCCUGGCCGCUUAACAAGAAGUACGGUCACGCCAUCGAUGCUUUCAAGCUCUCCAUCACAAACCCCGACGUCUGGAGCGACAUCACAUUCCCUAGCGACGCCGUCUCGGAAGAGCUCAAGUCCUACAUUGGAAAGCGCCUCACCCCUCAGCCUACAAAGGUCCGCGCUGACGUCGAAGUUACGUGCUUCGAGUACGAGGGCAUCGACGCUGUCAAGGCUGCUCUCCGCACUGCUGAGGCUGGCAACACCGAAGAAAACCAGGUCAAGGUCCGACUUGUGUCGCCGCCACUCUACGUACUGACCAACACAUGUCUCGACAAGAACACCGGUAUCGCCCGGCUAGAGGAGGCUAUUGUCAACAUUCGUACCAGCAUCGAGAAGGCUGGUGGCCAGCUCGUCGUGAAGAUGGAUCCCAAGGCUGUCACAGAUUCCGAUGAUGCUGAGCUGCAAGCUCUGAUGGAGAAGAGAGAGCGUGAGAACGCCGAAGUCAGUGGAGACGAGAGUGUCAGUGAGAGCGACGACAACGCCCCCGAGACGAUGUAG